CGGCGGCCGAUAGUCUUAGGGUUCCACGUCUCUGGAGGAGGCGUGCUGGGACCCCUGCGCUGGGCUACUCAGGGACAGGAGCCUAUCCGUUGUGAAGGCAGGUGGGGACCCCGCGGGCCACCUCGAUUCCUGGGCCCUGCGAUCUGGCAGGCCAAAGUAGGGAGGCAGCUGGAAGGAGGGGAGGGGGAGAGACGCUGAGAGAAACAGGGGUCUCCGAGAAACCACAGGAAGUCCCAGGCCGCGCCGGCUCCCGGGCUGUGCAGGCCCCACGCUCAACCCGCACAUGACCUGGGAGGACAAGGACCCCUGAGCCCCCUUCACAGCCGGGAAGACCAAGGCUCAGGGCUGUGCAGGUGAAGCCAGUGGGACUGGGGCCACAGCAUCGCCCCAUUUAACCCUCGCUGCACCAGAGGAGGUGGGCGUCAGACUCCCGCCCACACAGACUAGCGAUGCAGCCACGGGGGGGUCAGUGGUCCCGACGAGAUCCACACCCAGAUGGCAGGGACCCUGAGGCCAGCUUGUGGCCCCCGCUGGACGGUGGCAGGGCAGGGCAGAGGGUGUGGCCCCGGGCGGCAUCCCAGCAGGCAGGGCCGGUCCGGCAAGGUGGGCAGGCAGCAAGGAGGAGUUUUCUGGGUCCAGGGAAAGGCCAGGACUUCCCCAGAAGCAACAGCGUCUCAGACCGACCCUGGCUGCCGUGAGGAGGAACCGCAGAGGUCCGGAGGCCUCACCGUGGGGCUGGACAUCCCAGCCACCCCUCCCCGGCCUGGAGCCCCGCCGCCGAGCUGCUCGAGGGGCCCGGCCGGACAGCCGAAGGAGCCGCCAUGGAGAUGACUAACGCCUCGGGGCUCCUGGGAACAUGGCCACGGCCCAGCCCCGGGCCGGCUGUGCCCACCGUGCCCGCCGGGCCGCAGAUGGACCGCAUGGGGAACAGCUCCCAGGGCGCCUCCCGGCUCUUCCUCACCACCGCGCUGGCCCGCGGCAUCUCGGGGGUCUUUGUGUGGACCGCCCUGGUGCUCACCUGCCACCAGAUCUAUCUGCACCUGCGCUCCUACACGGUCCCCAACGAGCAGCGCUACAUCAUUCGUCUGCUCUUCAUCGUGCCCAUCUACGCCUUCGACUCCUGGCUCAGCCUCCUCCUCCUGGGGGGCCACCAGCACUACGUCUACUUCGCCUCGGUGCGUGACUGCUAUGAAGCCUUUGUCAUUUACAGCUUCCUGAGCCUCUGUUUCCAGUACCUGGGGGGCGAGAGCGCCAUCAUGGCCGAGAUUCGGGGGAAGCCCAUCCGGUCAAGCUGCAUCUACGGCACCUGCUGCCUCCAGGGCAUGUCCUACUCCAUCGGCUUCCUUCGCUUCUGCAAGCAGGCCACACUGCAGUUCUGCAUCGUGAAGCCCAUCAUGGCCGUGGUCACCAUCGUCCUGCAGGCGUUCGGCAAAUACCACGAUGGGGACUUCAACAUCCACAGCGGCUACCUCUACAUCACCCUGGUCUACAACGUCUCUGUCAGCCUGGCCCUCUACGCCCUGUUCCUUUUCUACUUGGCCACCAGGGAGCUCCUGCAGCCCUUCGAGCCUGUCCUCAAGUUCUUCACCAUCAAGGCCGUCAUCUUCCUCUCUUUCUGGCAGGGGAUGCUGCUGGCCAUCCUGGAGAAGUGUGGGGUCAUCCCUGAGGCCCAGGUCAUCGACGGGAGCAAGGUAGGGGCCGGCACGCUGGCCGCGGGCUACCAGAACUUCAUCAUCUGCAUCGAGAUGCUGUUUGCCUCCAUCGCCCUGCGCUACGCCUUCACCGUCCAGGUCUACGCGGAGAAGGAGAGCUCGCCAGCCCCCGAGGCACCCAUGCACAGCAUCUCCAGCGGCCUCAAGGAGACCAUGAGCCCACAGGACAUUGUGCAGGACGCCGUCCACAACUUCUCACCCGCCUAUCAGCACUACACCCAGCAGGCCACUCACGAGGCCCCGAGCCCUGGUGCCCACCCCAGUGUGGCCGGAGGCUCUGGCGGCCUCAGGAAGAGUCGCAACGUGGAGAAGAGAAUGCUGAUCCCCGCAGAGGACCUGUAGGAGGGCCACGGGGGUCCCCGGCCGCCUGCCUGGACCAGGCUGCCCAGGCCUCUGGGAAAGCACAGGGCCCCUCACCCUCUUGCCAAAGGUGAAGCCCCUCCUGGGAGCCCUGGUGCCAGGCCGGUGGCACCACUUCCCAGCCUUCCUCCCGCCAGCAGGCCCGUGGCCCCAGGAGAGGGCGCCUGAGUUUAUCUGAUGAACCAGGAACCCACCAGGCUCACCUGGCCGUCACGGGGCUGUCGUGAGGCAGGCACCGGCAGGGCAGGGGCGGAUGGACGGACCUCACUCUGGGCCCUGGGAGAGCGAGGCAGCCCCGCCCUGAGGACACCGGAGCUGUAGGCGCUACGGGCCGGUGGGGGCAGGGGACUGGGCUGGGCAGAGCUGCUUUGUACCCCCUCCAGCCCUGGGGACUCCUGAAGAGCCCCCACCCGGGGAAGGCGUGCCUGAUGAGGCUCUGGGAGGUGCCCAGGGCCACCUGCACGGAACCUUCACCCUGGGCAGCCUGCGAAGCGUGUGGGGCUCCUGGGGGCAUCACCUAUUUAUACAUAAACAGCCUGCGUUUUCUAGUGA
Leopardus geoffroyi (Geoffroy's cat) is the source of this 2624-nucleotide messenger RNA. It is a transcript of the gene TMEM184A, whose product is annotated as transmembrane protein 184A. The record is from RefSeq and is a predicted model, not a curated record. Gene Ontology annotation, cellular component: early endosome membrane. NCBI's taxonomy places the organism in Eukaryota, Metazoa, Chordata, Mammalia, Carnivora, Felidae. The transcript has 9 exons. Gene Ontology annotation, molecular function: transporter activity. Gene Ontology annotation, biological process: transport. Bases 822 to 2054 code for a protein of 410 amino acids.